AUGAAGAUUGAUACACCAAUCCGGCAAAACAGAGUAAUAGGUUUUGAGAAGGAGGAAGCUACCAUAACUGGUCAUCUCAAAGAAAAAAUAGACAAGCUCGAUGUUAUCUCCAUUGUGGGCAUACCUGGCCAGGGGAAGACAACAUUGACAUGGAAGAUUUACCAGAGCGAUGAAAUCGGUUAUCAUUUCCCUAUUCGUAUUUGGGUUAACAUCUCCCAAGUGUUCAACAGCAGGGAUGUGUUCCUCCAAAUCCUGAAAAGAUUGUCCAGCCUCAACUUCAACGACUUGGCUCAAACAGUUCGCGCCUAUUUGGAGAAAGAGAAAUUCUUGUUAGUCUUAGACGACGUGUGGAGUGUAGUUGCAUGGAACAAAAUCAAGGAGGUGCUGCCCAGUAGACAAUGCGGAGGCUAA
This is a messenger RNA of Salvia miltiorrhiza (redroot sage), 411 nucleotides long. RefSeq names its product putative inactive disease susceptibility protein LOV1. Lineage: Eukaryota; Viridiplantae; Streptophyta; Magnoliopsida; Lamiales; Lamiaceae. Gene Ontology annotation, biological process: defense response to other organism. The transcript is spliced from 2 exons. Bases 1 to 411 code for a protein of 136 amino acids. Gene Ontology annotation, molecular function: ADP binding. The record is from RefSeq and is a predicted model, not a curated record.